Salvia splendens (bonfire salvia) is the source of this 2244-nucleotide messenger RNA. RefSeq lists its product as uncharacterized. The transcript has 3 exons. The coding region runs from base 1 to 2244 and encodes 747 amino acids. Gene Ontology annotation, molecular function: zinc ion binding; nucleic acid binding. The record is from RefSeq and is a predicted model, not a curated record. Lineage: Eukaryota; Viridiplantae; Streptophyta; Magnoliopsida; Lamiales; Lamiaceae.
AUGAAUGCAGAUUUAGCAGAUUCUGUUAUUGAUAUUAAUCUUGAUGAGCUGGAUGGUAUUUUAACAUUUGAAGACAGUGACAACGAUUUAACAGAUGAUAUCAAUAUCAAUGAUUUGAAUGAUGGUAUGGAUGCUAUUUCUCUACAUGUUGAUCUAGGAAGAGAUGACAGAGGUAGUGAAUAUCAUGGUAUGGAUGCUAUUUCUCUAUAUGAUGAAUUUCUUGAUAAAGAAGAUGAGAUUUGGGUAGAAAAUGAAGCUCAAGAGAGUGUGUUUAAUGCAAUGGAAAAUAUUCACUCUAGUGAUAGUGAUGAGGAAAGAAGGACAAUGUGGCAUGUGUUCAAUGCUGAGAGAGAUAUGAAGAACCCAAAGUUCCAUCAUGGGAUGUUAUUUACAAACAAGGAAGUGUUGAAGCAGGCUAUUAAACAAUAUGGCAUUGUAAACAAGUAUAAUGUUAAAGUUGUGAGGGAUGAAAAAGAUAGGAUUAAUGCUAAAUGUUUGAACUGUGAAGGGUGGAUGAUUAGAGCAUCUAUUAACAAAAAAGAGAAUGCAUUACAGAUAAAGAAGUUGAAAGACAAUCACAGAUGUGCUGCAGAGAUUCCUCAGAAAUAUAUCACAUAUAAAUGGUUGAGUGAAACUUACAAAGAACACCUACGAGCAGAUCCUAAUUUUUCUUCUAAAUCUAUGGCCCAUCAGCUGGAGGUGGACUUUAAAGCAAAAACAGGUAGAUUAAAGCUUUGGAGAGCAAAAAAGCAUGCUUUAGAGAAACUUAGAAGAUCAGAGGCUGAGCAGUAUGGCAAACUAAGGGAUUAUGCAGAGGAGUUAAAAAAAACUAACCCUAACAGUAGUGUCUUUAUAGGGUCUGAUCACCUUAUUUUUCAAAACAUGUAUGUAUGUAUUGAUGCUUGUAAAAGAGGUUUCUUAGCUGGUUGUAGGCCUUUAGUAGGACUAGAUGGUUGUUUUCUGAAAGGUAGAUACAAGGCGCAACUCCUUGUAGCUGUAGGAAUUGAUCCAAAUGACUGCAUAUUCCCCAUUGCAUAUGGGGUUGUGGAUGUUGAAAGCAGAGAAUCAUGGACUUGGUUUGUGAGGAACUUGUCCAUUGAUUUGAAUAUUGAAAAUUCAGGCUCUUGGACAUUUAUGAGUGAUAAAGAAAAGGGAUUAAUUGCUGCUUUAGAUGAACUUAUGCCACAUGCAGAAAAGAGAUACUGUGUUAGACAUCUUUGGAAGAAUUUAUGCAGGGCAACUACUAUAAAAAAUGGGUUAGAGCUGAAGGAAUUGCUUUGGAAUGCAGCAAAGGCAACAUAUCAAGCUGAAUUUUCCAGGAGGAUGGCUCUUAUAAAGAAAGAAGAUAUCAAGGCAUGGGAGUGGCUUUUUAAUAAGCCUCCUCAAAAUUGGUCUAAAUCACACUUCAGAGAUUUUUCCAAAUGUGACAUUCUCCUAAACAAUCACAGUGAGAGUUUUAACAGCUAUAUUUUAGAAGCAAGAGAUCAACCAAUUCUUACUAUGUUAGAAGAGAUAAGAAUGAAGUUAAUGAAAAGAAUGUGUAUGAAAAGGAAGGUGGCUGAAAAGUACAUUGGAUCCAUUUGUCCCAAGAUUGUCAAGAAGCUUGAGAAGUAUAAGGGAUUGUCUUCUAAUUGUUGGGCAACAGAAGCCGGUGCUAGAAAAUAUAGUGUUGCUAUCUGGGAAAAGAUAUAUGUGGUUGAUCUAGAGGCUUGGACAUGUAGUUGUCGCCAAUGGCAGCUUUCUGGGAUUCCUUGCCAGCACACCAUUCCUUGUAUUUUACAAGAAAGGAGAAAUCCAGAGGAAUUUGUACAUGGAUAUUACACUGUAGAUAGAUUCAAGGCUGCAUAUGAAUAUGUCAUAAAUCCUCUUAGAGAUAUAGAUGAUUAUGAACCUUCAGGAUAUCUCCCAGUGCAACCACCCACAGUGAAUCCUAAGAAAGGAAGAAUGCAAAAGCGCAGGAGAAAAACAAUAGAUGAGCAGAUCCGCAAGGUAGCUACAGAUGGAACAAAAAUUGUGGCCAAUACAGGACAAAUAAAGGGGAAUUGUUCUAAGUGUGGAGGCCAAGGACAUAACAAAAGGACUUGUGGCAGGCAAAUUUCUGAUGGAGGUGCUAGAGAAGAACAUAGAGAAGAAAGUGUAAGCACUCUUGAAAGAAGAAGCAAACUAACAGUGAGAAGAAGGAUUACUAGCAUUUCACAAGAGCCUCAAAACAUAACAAGUCAGCUUCCCAAUCUUGAGAAUUGA